Molecule: messenger RNA, 1119 nt
Organism: Alternaria burnsii
Lineage: Eukaryota; Fungi; Ascomycota; Dothideomycetes; Pleosporales; Pleosporaceae
Product: alpha beta-hydrolase
Exons: 3
Coding region: 1-1119 (372 amino acids)
Source: RefSeq, a predicted model, not a curated record
AUGCUGGCGCUCAAUAUCGUGGCGUUAUUGUUCGCGCGACUACUGUACGGAGAUACUUCGGCAGGUCUACCCGGCGACACAACACUACCACCACAACGCGAAUUCUUUUACGUUGGCGGGGAGUAUAAGGACGUUUUGAUCGGAAAUACCACCGCGCAAUACAUGGUAAACCAAAUCUACGUCGAGAAGCUUAUCCCAUCAAAGCCAACCCAGGAACAUCCCCUCGUUUUUAUGCAUGGAACGGGUCAGACUGCGACAAACUUUCUCGAUACACCAGACGGUCGAACAGGCUGGGCUUCUUUCUUCCUAUCGUACGGGUACACCAUUUACCUCAGCGAUCAGCCAUCCCGCGGACGCUCUCCAUGGCUUCCCACUACUGGAACAAUGGCAAGCUCCAGCACAACCUUGAUCGAACAACUCUUCACCUCACCCUCAUCCCACGAACUUUGGCCCCAGUCAAAGUUGCAUACCCAAUGGCCAGGGGCGGGGAAGGUGGGUGAUCCUAUCUUCGACGCCUUCUAUGCAAGUCAGGUCCAAUACCAAGCCGACAACAUCAUUUCCGAGGAAGAGAAUGCGAAAUCGUAUACUGCACUCCUCGACAAGAUUGGUCCAGCCCACGUCAUUGCGCACAGCCAGGCUGGUGCUUAUGGAUGGCGUGUUGGAGAUUUGCGACCGCAGCUCGUGAAAAGUAUCGUCGCACUCGAACCUGCUGGACCACCCUUCAUUGGCCGCAUUUUCGGUUCAGGCCCCGCACGGCCGUAUGGUAUCAGCGAGCUGGAAGUCGCGUAUGAACCGUCUGCAGGACCCAAUGCGACGUACAUUCAAACUGUAGUUCUGCCAUCGAAGGAUGCCAAUCACAGCGAGUGCAUCAUGCAAGACGAACCGGCGAAGCAGUUGGUGAAUCUAGCGCAGAUACCGGUGCUGACUGUGACUUCGGAGGCGAGCUAUCACGCCAUGUACGACCAUUGUACUGUGGACUACUUGAGACAGGCGGGUGUAGAGGUGGAGCAUCUGAAGUUGGGCGAAGAAGGGAUCCAUGGUAAUGGGCAUAUGUUCUUCAUGGAGAAGAACAGUUUGGACAUUGCGGAAAGAGUCUUGGAUUGGCUCCGAAAGCACUGA